AUAACUACGUUGAAAUACACCGAUGCCUGAUUCGUGGUAAGUAGAUAGAUAACAGUUAGAUACUACACGCCUAGGAUGAAGUAUUGAAGCUCUUUGCAUUUUCUGAAAAUAGAGGACUCGACAUUUAACAGCGACUUCGGAUUUUUACAAUGAGGGGUUUAGACAAACAAAAUAUGAAAAAUUGCGAUAUCAAUGAGCACGAUGAUGAUACAGAAGCAAGCCGUAUGUUGGUAACAGACAGUUACGAGGAAUCCUACAUACGUGAUGAUGGGAAUGAUUUAGAUGAAGAAAUCAGGAAAGAACCAGCACAGUUGUCUACAGAGCGAGACUCCAGGAAAAAUGAAGAGACACUAUGGAUCCGACUGAAGAACGAUAAGUUCAUUAGAACGAAAUACAUAUUGACAACAGCGUACAUCGUGUCAUUCCUAACAUUAGGCUGGGUGGAGGGCCAGUUUGGCCCCACAUUUCCGGAACUCCGAGUGAUCGCCCAAAUAACACUAGAAAAGGGUUCUUUCUUCUUUACAAUGGUCACCGUGGGCUACGUGUUGGGAUCCGUUUUGAUGGGUUACCUGUUUGAUAGACAGACGCUGAACAGAGACUUAAUGGUGUUUCUCGCGACAUCCGGGUAUGGCGUCGUCAUUGCUAUUGUUCCAUGGUGUGGAAUAUACGAGGUCAUGCUCAUUAUUCACGUCAUUAAAGGAGCUUUUGGUGGCGCAUUAGAUACGUGUGGGAAUGCGGGAAUGGUGAUGGUGUGGGGAACCGAGGGUGACGCCUACUUCAGCGCUUUACACUUUUCAUUUGCUCUUGGUGGAAUUUUAUCUCCCUUAGCAACUGCACCAUAUUUGAAGUCACGUGAUGGUAGCGUAAACAGUACCGCGAUGAACAGAAUCAAGGAUCUCUCCAAUUCCACAAUCCCCAGUUACUCUGAUGUUGACAGUACUUUGGAUAUAAAAAACCUAUCUAAUCUAAGUUCGAACCAAACGUCUUCUGGAGAUGAAACAUCAACGGUUUACAUUCCAUACACCAUGACUACGGGACUUUGCAUUCUUACGUCACUUCCUUUUUUUGUCUUUUGUUGUAUGUCAUUCCAGAAAACUCUCGAAAUAGAAAAGGCAAAAGAAGAAGUCGAGAAUCGAAGAAAAACCCAAAAGCGUUUAAGAAUUCUUGGAUUUAUUAACAUGGUUAUCUAUAUAGCAGUGUACUUCGCUGUGGAAAACUCCUUCGAGGGUUUCUUAACUACGUUUGUGAUGUCGGAGUUACACUGGACAAAUUCACAAGGCAGUUACAUCACUUCCGGCCACUGGGCCGCAUUCGCCACCGGGCGAUUUUUAGCAAUUUUUAUCGUAGGAUUUUUUCGCCCCAGAAAAAUGAUAUUCACAUUCAAUGCUAUGAUGCUGAUAUCUCUGCUUGGCUUUUUGAUUGUUUCUUUCCAUAACGUCACAAUAGGCGUAUGGAUAUUUACAUUGACAACAGGAUUCUCCAUGUCAGUGAUUUUCCCCACUGUGUUUAUGUGGACGGAGCAGACAUUUCUGCGAGUGACAGGGAAGAUAGCAUCUAUCUUUCUCGUCGCUGCAUCUGUUGGUUCCAUGAUAAACCCUCCUCUUCUUGCUGUUCUGAUGGAAACGUUUUCACCAAUGUGGUUCGGUUAUAUAUUGUUUGGCGAAACGGUAGCAUUAUUUUUGCUAUAUUUCGUGGGCUUGUACGUUUCGCGAAAGAUUUCGUCAUUAGAAUCACUUGAAGCCGACGCUGAACUCGCUGUCUCCAACGACGAUACGGAGGCACACAAAGAGUAGAUGCGAAAGACAUUGUCUUUAUAAUUUAAGAUUAAUUUACAGUUCAGACUAAUUAAAAUAUGUGGACUUAAUAAUGACAACAGCGUUAGAUUUCGAACAAGUAUCCUUUCGUUUCAGAGACUUCACUUCCCGAACUACAAUAAACAUUCGGAUUGGAUGACGUCAAAAUACCACAUCAAACAGUACCUAUGUAAAUGAUUCCCGGUGUCGAGUUGGGAUAUUUUUGUGAUUAUCAUCACAUAAUUUCCUUUAUUAAACUGAUGCAUGUC
Ostrea edulis (European flat oyster) is the source of this 2062-nucleotide messenger RNA. RefSeq names its product sodium-dependent glucose transporter 1A-like. Lineage: Eukaryota; Metazoa; Mollusca; Bivalvia; Ostreida; Ostreidae. The record is from RefSeq and is a predicted model, not a curated record. The transcript has 4 exons. The coding region runs from base 150 to 1793 and encodes 547 amino acids.